This is a messenger RNA of Gastrolobium bilobum, 3029 nucleotides long. RefSeq names its product alpha-xylosidase 1. Gene Ontology annotation, biological process: carbohydrate metabolic process. The record is from RefSeq and is a predicted model, not a curated record. Bases 9 to 2789 code for a protein of 926 amino acids. Gene Ontology annotation, molecular function: carbohydrate binding; hydrolase activity, hydrolyzing O-glycosyl compounds. The transcript has 3 exons. Lineage: Eukaryota; Viridiplantae; Streptophyta; Magnoliopsida; Fabales; Fabaceae.
AGUGAGCUAUGGUUUAUCCUAACCAUGUAGCUUCUCUAUGUCUUUCUUCUCUUCUUCUAACUCUGGUUCUGUAUGCAACUGGGGUGAGUUCUUCUUCAGCAAAUGUUACCAAAAUUGGCCAAGGCUAUCGACUUAUCUCCAUUGAAGAGACCCCUGAUGGUGGCCUUGUGGGGCUCCUUCAAGUUAAGCAGAAAACCAAAAUCUAUGGUCCUGAUAUUCCCCUUCUACGCUUCUAUGCCAAACAUGAGACAGAGAACCGUUUGAGGGUACAAAUAACAGAUGCCAAGAAGCAAAGAUGGGAGGUUCCCUACAACCUUUUACCAAGGGAGCAACCACCAGCUUUGACUCAAACCAUUGGAAGGUUCAGGAAGAACCCUAUAUCAGUCUCUGAGUACUCUGGUUCUGAGUUUCUGUUCAGCUACACUUCAGACCCUUUUAGCUUUGCAGUGAAAAGGAAGUCAAAUGGUGAGACCCUUUUCAACUCUAGCUCUGAAGAUUCAGACCAUUUUAGUUCACUGGUUUUCAAGGACCAGUACCUUGAGAUUUCUACCAAAUUGCCUAAAGAUGCCUCUUUGUAUGGUUUGGGAGAGAACACACAGCCACAUGGGAUCAAGUUAUAUCCAAGUGACCCUUACACUUUGUAUACCACUGAUAUAUCAGCCAUUAAUCUCAAUGCUGAUCUAUAUGGAUCACACCCUGUGUACAUGGAUCUCAGAAAUGCUGGUGGCAUAGCUUCUGCACAUGCUGUUCUGCUGCUUAAUAGCAAUGGAAUGGAUGUUUUCUACAAAGGAACCUCUCUAACAUACAAGAUUAUUGGAGGUGUAUUUGAUUUUUACUUCUUUUCUGGGCCUACGCCUUUGAAUGUUGUUGAUCAGUAUACUUCCUUAAUUGGAAGACCUGCUCCAAUGCCUUACUGGGCUUUUGGAUUCCACCAAUGCAGAUGGGGAUAUCACAAUCUAUCAGUGGUAGAAGAUGUUGUGGAGAAUUACAAGAAGGCUCAAAUCCCACUUGAUGUGAUCUGGAAUGAUGAUGAUCACAUGGAUGGGCACAAAGACUUUACACUCAAUCCAAUCAACUACCCUCGUCCUAAGCUUUUGAACUUCUUGGACAAGAUACACAGCAUUGGCAUGAAAUAUAUUGUCAUUAUUGACCCAGGAAUUGGUGUUAAUGCCAGCUAUGGUGUGUAUCAAAGGGGUAUAGCUAAUGAUGUUUUUAUCAAGUAUGAAGGUGAACCUUACUUGGCUCAAGUUUGGCCAGGGGCAGUAAACUUUCCUGAUUUUCUCAAUCCAAAGACAGUUUCUUGGUGGGGUGAUGAGGUCCGCCGCUUCCAUGAACUUGUUCCAGUUGAUGGCCUAUGGAUUGACAUGAACGAAGCUUCCAAUUUCUGUUCUGGAAAGUGCAAAAUUCCCAAGGGAAAGCAGUGCCCAAGUGGAACAGGACCUGGAUGGAUAUGUUGCUUGGAUUGCAAGAACAUUACCAAAACACGAUGGGACGAUCCCCCCUACAAGAUAAAUGCCUCAGGAAUACAAGCUCCUAUUGGUUACAAAACCAUAGCCACUAGUGCAGUCCACUAUAAUGGCAUUUUGGAGUAUGAUGCUCACAGUCUUUAUGGUUUCUCUCAAUCCAUUGCAACUCACAAGGCCCUUCAAGGGCUUCAAGGCAAGAGGCCUUUUAUUUUGUCCCGCUCCACUUAUGUUGGUUCAGGCAAAUAUGCUGCGCAUUGGACUGGUGACAAUCAGGGCACAUGGGAGAACUUGAGGUACUCAAUAUCCACAAUGCUCAAUUUUGGUAUAUUUGGCGUGCCAAUGGUAGGUUCGGAUAUAUGUGGAUUCUAUCCACAACCCACUGAAGAACUAUGCAAUAGAUGGAUUGAAGUAGGGGCUUUCUACCCUUUCUCAAGGGAUCAUGCAAACUACUACUCCCCUAGACAGGAGCUAUACCAAUGGGAAUCAGUAGCUGAGUCUGCUAGAAAUGCUUUGGGUUUAAGGUAUAAGCUACUCCCACAUCUUUACACCCUAAACUAUGAGGCUCAUGUUAGUGGAGCCCCAAUUGCCAGACCUCUUUUCUUCUCAUUUCCAACUUACACUGAAUGUUAUGGCCUUAGCACCCAGUUCUUGCUAGGAAGCAGUCUUAUGAUUUCUCCAGUGCUUGAGCAGGGAAAAACAGAAGUGAAAGCACUCUUUCCUCCUGGUUCUUGGUACAGUUUGCUUGAUUUGACACAAACCAUUACAUCAAAGGAUGGAAUCUAUGUUACCCUUGAUGCCCCUCUGCAUGUGGUCAAUGUGCAUUUAUAUCAAAAUGCCAUUCUUCCAAUGCAGCAAGGUGGAAUGAUCUCUAAGGAUGCUAGAAUGACACCCUUCAGCCUCAUUGUUACCUUCCCAGCAGGGGCAACCGAAGGAGAAGCUAAAGGGAACCUCUUCCUUGAUGAUGAUGAACUGCCAGAGAUGAACCUUGGAAAUGGCUAUUCAACCUAUGUUGAUUUUUAUGCAAAUGUCAAACAAGGAGCUGUGAAAAUUUGGUCACAAGUCCAAGAAGGCAAGUUUGCAUUAGAUGAAGGUUUGGUUAUUGAAUCUAUAUCUGUGGUGGGAUUACAUGGAAGUGGAGCACUCUCUGCACUUGAGAUAGAUGGAAAACCACUAAUGGGUGUUUCAAAUGUGAAAGUUAGUACAUCAGAACAUGAGCACUUGGAAGGUCAGGUAAUUGGAGAAAAGAAGACAGUGAUGGUAGCUUUGAAGGGUUUGAACAUCCCUGUGGGUAAAAACUUUGCUAUGACAUGGAGAAUGGGAUGAUAGGGUUGAGAUUGUCUCAUCCUAGUUAUGAGAAUUGUAACUUUAUCGUGUUCUUUUUCUCUUCUACAAUUCUUGUAGGUGUUGUGAGGGAGAGGAGAUGAGCUAGAAUUAUGGUCGUCCUUUUCCAUUUUAACAAUCCAAUCCACAACAUGGCUUAUGGGUUGGAAUUUGAUUGUUAGUUUUUUUUAAGUACCUGAGUUGAAACUUAUUGUUAUUCAAGUGAUUUAGAAUUAUGUCUUC